AUGUCUUACCUGACGGAAGCGCAGAAGAAGGAGCUGGCGGCAACAGCCAAGGCCAUCGUGGCCCCGGGGAAAGGGAUCCUGGCCGCGGACGAGAGCACUGGCACCAUCGGGAAGAGGUUCAGCACCAUCGGGGUGGAGAACGUGGAGGAGAACAGGCGCCUCUACCGCCAGCUCCUCUUCACUAGCGACAAGGAGGAGAUGCCCAAGUACAUCAGCGGCGUCAUUCUCUUCCACGAGACGUUCUUCCAGAAAGCCGACAACGGGACGCCGUUCGUGAAAGUGCUGCAGGAGCGGGGGAUCGUUCCGGGCAUCAAGGUGGACAAGGGAGUGGUGAAACUCCUCGGUACCGACGACGAGACGACGACGCAGGGUCUGGACGGGCUGGCCGAGCGCUGCAAGGAGUACUACGAGGGAGGGGCCCGCUUUGCCAAGUGGCGGUGCGUCCUCAAGAUCGGCGGCGGACGCCCCACGGAGCUGGCCGUCAACGAGAACGCCAACGUCCUGGCUCGCUACGCCAGCAUCUGCCAGAUGAACGGUCUUUGCCCCAUCGUGGAGCCAGAGAUCCUUACAGAUGGAGACCACGAUCUGCAGGCCUGCAUCGAGGCCUCCGAGCGCACGCUGGCCGCCGUCUACAAAGCCCUGAGUGACCACCACGUGUUCCUCGAGGGGACACUGCUCAAACCCAACAUGGUGCUCCCAGGAGUGGACUGCACCAAGAAAUUCACACCCGAGGACGUGGCCCUCGCUACAAUCACCACUUUCCAACGCCACCUCCCCGUUGCCGUGCCUGGCGUCACCUUCCUCUCUGGCGGACAAUCCGAGAUAGUGGCCACCACCCACCUCAACGCCAUCAACAAGUACGAGGCCGUGAAGCCGUGGGGGCUCACCUUUUCCUACGGUCGAGCUCUCCAGGCGAGCGUCCUGCAAGCCUGGCGGGGAAAGCCGGAGAAUGUGAAGGCAGCUCAGGAAGUUUUCAUCCACCGUGCUCGCUGCAACGGGCUGGCAGCUCUCGGGAAGUACGAGGGAGAGGAGAGUGCAGGAGCUGCAGCCAAGAGUCUGUUUGUGAAAGACCAUCAGUACUAG
Molecule: messenger RNA, 1083 nt
Organism: Geodia barretti
Lineage: Eukaryota; Metazoa; Porifera; Demospongiae; Tetractinellida; Geodiidae
Source: the annotation of a GenBank genome assembly